AUGUCUUCAGACAAAAAGGAUACUGCAAUCCAUCCUGUACCUUCCCAAGGUCAUGGUGAAAUCCAAGAUGACACGAAAAGACAAUUACAUGAGGAUAAUGUCGACGAAGCCGCCAAGUAUCUUGCUGUCGCUCAUGCCGAGCAAUAUGCGCCCUUGACGCCGGAAAGGGAGAAACGACUCCGAAAGAAGAUCGACAGUUGGAUGAUUCCCUUGCUUUUGUUUACCGCCACUCUUGGAGCCGUAGACAAGGUUGAAAUCGGUACUGCCUCCCUCUACGGAUUUCAGACCGAUAAUCACAUGCAUGGUCAGCAAUACAGCUGGCUUGGGAGUAUCUUACCUCUUGGUCAACUCUGCGGAUACGUAAUAACUACGUGGCUCGUCCACAGAGUCCCACCAGGGAAGCUUUUGUGCACUGCUUCCUUGCUAUGGUCCAUACUUACUGUCUUGUAUGCGGCUUGCCAUUCCUGGGCAGGCUUCAUGGCUCUUCGAUUUUUCAUGGGCUUCGUGGAGUCGGCGAUUACUCCAAGCCUGACCAUGUUGGUGGUCAGCUUCUAUAAGAAAGAAGAACAACCUCAGAGAAACGCCAUUAUUUUUGCCUACUUCUCCUCAAUAUUCAACGGCUUCUUUGCUUGGGUAGUGGGAUACAUACCUGACUCGGCACCGCUAAAGAAGUGGCAAUAUCUGUACCUGAUCACAGGCUCUAUCAACAUCCUAUACUCGCUGUUCCUCUGCGUCGUCCUUCCAGAUAGUCCCAUGAAUUCUCGUUUUCUCACAGAAGAGGAGAAAUUCUGGGCCGUGGAACGACUCGCAUCAAACCGGACAGGCAUUUCUAACAAGGUUUGGAAAUGGGAGCAGGCCUGGGAAGCGCUAGGGGACGUCAGAAUUUGGCUGAUAUUUUUCUUCAAUAUCGCCAUCAACAUUCCCAAUGGUGGUCUGCAGGCCUUUGGAACCAUCAUUAUCUCUGACUUGGGCUUCAGCAGCCUCAAUGCCAGCUUACUCACCAUGCCCUUUGGCGUUUUGGCAACUUCCAGUGCCUGGUUCUUCAGCUAUAUUGCCAGCAGGACCCAGAGAAGAACAAUUGUGGCUUGUAUCGCGCUGUUGUUGCCCAUACUUGGCACAGCACUAGUCUACGGUUUACCACGGUCGAACAUAGCAGGACAACUAGUUGGCCUGUACUUCAUGUAUUUCUACUGGCCCCCUUACGUGGUCGGCAUCUCCUUGCCUCAGGCCAAUACCGCUGGCCAGACCAAAAAGUCCAUUGCCUUCAGUCUUGUCACUAUAGGCUACGCCGUCGGCAACCUGAUUGGGCCCCAGACCUUCGUUUCUAACCAGGCUCCCAAAUAUACAGGCGGCGUCAUUGCGAUGCUGGUUUGUUACUGCAUUUCCAUCUCACUUCUUCUGCUGUAUUUCGCCAUUGUUACUGUGGAGAACAAGAGAAGGGAUAAGAAGUAUGGACGACCGGAAGCGAUUCAUAAUGUGGUGGAGGGCUUCGCUGAUAUUACAGACAAGAAGCAGGAGAAUUUUCGAUAUACUCACUAG
This is a messenger RNA of Cryphonectria parasitica EP155, 1539 nucleotides long. RefSeq lists its product as uncharacterized. Gene Ontology annotation, biological process: transmembrane transport. Bases 1 to 1539 code for a protein of 512 amino acids. Lineage: Eukaryota; Fungi; Ascomycota; Sordariomycetes; Diaporthales; Cryphonectriaceae. The transcript has 5 exons. The record is from RefSeq and is a predicted model, not a curated record. Gene Ontology annotation, molecular function: transmembrane transporter activity. Gene Ontology annotation, cellular component: membrane.